AUGGUGAUGCAAAUUUUUGGAAGGAUGACUGGCUUGGCACAGGUUACCUUUCUGUUAAAUAUGAUGAAGAAGGUUAGAGACUUGAUUGAUAAUGAAGCUUGGAAUCUGGACUCACUACAAGGAAUUCUACUCCAGGAUGACAUCAAUGAAAUAGAGAGUAAAGAUGUUACACUAUCAAAUGAAGCUGAUGACUGGAUUUGGCAGCAUGAUACUCUUGGAAAAUUCUCUCUCAAAUCAGCAUUCAAUCACCUGCGGAGAAGACAAGAAUCAUCCCAACAAUGCACUUAUAUAUGGGACAAAAGGCUUCAGCUGAAGAUUUCGAUCUUCAUGUGGCGAUUGCACAACAAGUUACUUCCUUUUGCUGAUGUUUUAAUGAAAACAGGACUGAAUAUUCCCUCUGUGUGUUCUUUAUGCAGGAAUCAUGUUGAAAGCAUUCGGCAUAACUUCUUUGAAUGUUCUUAUGCUAAACACAUUUGGAGACAUUUUGGAGCGAUUAUGGGCUUUGCAAACAAUGAAAUUUUGGAUUUUGAUGAUCUUUCAUCUAUAUGGUGGACAAGAAGACAAUCUUCAAAGCUGACUUGGAAGCUACAGAUUCUCCUCCCAUCUCUCAUUUGUUGGCAGCUGUGGAAAUGUAGGGAUAAAGCUAUUUUUGAGUCAACAAUAAUCUCUCCACACAUUGCAGUGAAGCUUAUUGUCCAAGAUCUACACAUUAUGGCAAAAAGCGGUGCCUUUUAA
Oldenlandia corymbosa var. corymbosa is the source of this 735-nucleotide messenger RNA. The record is from the annotation of a GenBank genome assembly. NCBI's taxonomy places the organism in Eukaryota, Viridiplantae, Streptophyta, Magnoliopsida, Gentianales, Rubiaceae.